This is a messenger RNA of Colletotrichum fioriniae, 1140 nucleotides long. Lineage: Eukaryota; Fungi; Ascomycota; Sordariomycetes; Glomerellales; Glomerellaceae. The record is from RefSeq and is a predicted model, not a curated record.
AUGACUGGCUGGACGUACAAUACGCCUGACGAUGUACCGACUGAUGGACCACGAAUAACGGCAGUUUGCCUGACUUUUACCAUCAUUGCGCUCUUAUUGGUUUGUUUGCGGUGGUAUGUCCGGACAACGCUUGUCAAGGCUGUUGGCUACGAUGACUGGGUGAUCAUCGUCUCCUGGCUUGGAGCUUGCGGCUACACAGUCUGCAGUGUAAUACAGACAAAAUGGGGUUUGGGAAUCACCAGACUUGAAGACAUGCCUCCGCAAAAUGUGCUUCCCUUUGGCAAACUUCAAUUCAUCGGUGGUCCAUUCUACGUCCUCGGCAUCUGGGGCUUCAAGAUGAGCCUGCUGUUCUCCUAUCUGCGAUUCUUCCCGGCCGGCGGCUACAAGAUUGGCACCAUCAUCGUGGCGGUAGCUUGUACGAUGGGACACAUUGCCUUCAUAUGCGUCUUUAUCUUCCUAUGCACACCGAUCGAGAAGCAGUAUGAUCCAUCGAUCCCAGCAGACGUAGGCCACUGCGUAGACGCAAUCACAUUCUAUCUAACCUUUUCGUCCUUGACCAUCGUCUUUGACGUGAUAAUAAUGUUCCUCCCCUUCCCCGUGAUCCUCAAAUCCCAAAUCCAAAAACGCAAAAAGAUCGUCCUCCUAGCGCUCUUCAUUCUCGGCAUCUUCGUCACAAUAAUCCAAGCCAUCCGAAUCCAAACGAUCAAAAACCUCGUAAACUACCUCGACUCGGCCAAAUCAAUCCAGUGGUCCGUCGUCGAGACAUGCAUCGGCAUCAUCAUCUCCUGCGUCCCGACGCUGGCGCCCAUGGUGAAGUACUUUGCCGAGCGGAGCCGCAAUGCGGGCAGCACCGCCGGCGGCGGCGGUGCCUCGAGGCCGAAGAGCUCAAAGUACGCGCUGCAGACGUGGGGGACGAAGCGGAGCGGGAUGCAGCCGCUGGGCACGGGGAUCGAUAACCGGGACGCGGAUGGGACGUCUGUGAGUGGGGGCAGUUUGACGACGAAGCCGGAGGAUAGUACGGAGAAUAUACUCGAUCCGGGCGGUAUUGUCUCCAAGGGGAGGAUGCUGCAUGCCGCGACGCCGAGUGAACCCGAGUCGUGGACAGAUCCGACGGAUAAGGAGAGGAAGCAGGAUGUUUGA